CCACGAGCAGCCCGGUGUUCACACAGGAGACAUGGGGCCGAGGAGUCACCACAGCCCGGAGCAGGAGCAGGAAGUCCCCCGCAGCUGAGGACGAGGACCGGAGCCUGUGGUUUUAUUUCCGAACCAGUGAAAACAAACGGAACCAAACAACAACAACAUCAAGUUAAAUGACAGCUGAAGUUAUCCGGGCUUUUCUGAUACCAAGGGCAAAGUGCCACACCUUCGUUUAGAGCUACAGCUCCUCGACAAAGCUGGCCAAAUGGGGUGCCGAUGCUGCAGGAUGAUAAAAAGCUACAUCUACGACCCCUCGGUGGCGGUGGAUGUGAGGAAGACCGACUCCGCUGGCAGCUCCCUCUACCAGCCCCACCACCUUCCAGGCAGGGCCCCCAGCAGUGACCCACUGAGCAGCCACGACAAGCAGAAGCAGGGCAUCAACAACCUGGCCUACAGCAAGUCCAACGACAGCACUCUGAAGCUAGAGGUGGACAACAACCACGUCAACCAGAGGCUGCACGCAGCACCUGUAACUGCGAAGGAGCUGCACCAGCAGGCGAGCGGACUACCUGCAGAGGGCGGUCUGUACAUCAUCCAACCAGACGCUGUGGGACCAAGAUGGAUGACACCGAGCCAGGUGCCGGUUUACCCCAAUAUAACGGAGUACGACAACCAAAGAAGCUACAGUGAGUGGGGACAAGAGGGGAAGCGGGGACGUGAGGGGAGGGAGUGGGAUACCUCCAUCAGCAAGUGUGGGAAUGGCAGUGAAAGCCUAUCAGCUGAUGAGAUUGAGAUGGACGAGGGCGUGGGAGGGACGCCAGAUUAUCCGUGCGACACCGGGGACGAGGGUAGCGUCCUAUCGGUGGACAUCCACACCAGCAACCCCAGCCUGUCCUCAGCUGACACCAGGAACGAGCUCAGACUGCGAAAGACUCUGGACGUUUCCACCAUUGAGAGCGGGAUCUCUGUGACGAAGGGCGAGUAUGAGGAGGAGGAGGAGGAGGCUAGGGACGAGGAGGAGGAGGUGCAGAGCGUCACAGACUCAAUGGUGGCCGAGGCUCUAGCUGCCCUCGAAGCCGCCACAGCUGGGGAGGAAUUUGAUUGACGGACAACUCCGCUUUCACUCACUUAUUGAUCUCUUGACUCAGAUUUAAAUGCGACUUGACAGAGUGAAACAACUCUGUGGUUUUAAUCAGCAACGAAUGAAGGAAAACUCUGUUUACAGACAAACAGAUGUAUUUUUGAACUGGAAUGUUUUUCUGUCUUGGUCACACUGAAGGAGGAGAAUGCCUGCCCCUGUGAACAAGGCAAUAAGCUGCGAGGUUUUCAUGAAGCCACAAAUAAAGAGACACCAGUGUGUAGACUGUGAAUUUCGCCUGCUGCCAUAUCAGCCUGUUCGUCCUGUUUAACACUCCACAGUUCUACUACGUCUGUGAACUCAGUCCCUGCUUUGCUCGUACUCCUGUAAGAUUAACGUCUUACCUGCUUCUAUCACAUUUUGGACCAUCGGUAUGCUAAUUGAUAGCAUACAGCAUCAGUUUUUCCUGAAUUAAUAUGCCAUAUCUUGCUCUCUUCAGGAAUCUCGUCCUUGUUUCACUCAAACAGGAAAGGUCAUUAUUGCAUUUUUUUUUUUUUAUAUGCCGCCCAUGUUUGUGUUCCCAUUUUAUCUUCUUUUGUUAUUUAUGAUAUCUACACCCACGUCAUUUUUGAUCUAUUGUGACAGGACACGCAAACACCUUGAUUGUAGCUUGAAUCCACUCACGAGUCAGUUUUGAUUUCCUCACAAUGUAAGAGAUUAAUAAAAUAGCUACUUGCAAAGUUAGGAAUUAGUUUACGAACUGUGCUCAUCAGACACACUGUGUAUUUUUGGCGUGAGACCAUGUCAUGUGGCGGAAUAUGAGCAGACGGAUUUACCUUUAAAAGUCGGAGCAGGUUAAGAUAAAAUGGUUCACCUAAUAAAUCACCUGCCAAGUCCUUUUUAAAGCACUUGCCCUUUCCGAGAUGGUUCUGUGUGACCCACCACCUGACGUGUCAAAAUAUUGAUUCACCCUGUUUAUUUUUUAUAUUUCUAUAGGUCAGGAUUUGUGUUUCUACUCUGGCCUGUGACAUUAGUUCAACUCAGAUUUUGCUUAUGUGCCUUAUAAUGAACUAAUUGAGGCCAGUCGGUGCAGUGGAAAUUGCACAUAUGGCUUUUUUUUUUAAGUUUUCAGCAUUUCUAAGCUAAAUCCUCUGUUUGCUCAAUGAAGUUCUGAAUCUGCUUCAGUGCAGCUCCAGUUAUCAGUCAUCGUGUGCCUGCCAAAUCAUUUCUUCUUAUUGUAUUUUUAUUGUAAAAUAAAGAAAUGUACUUAAAAAA
Paralichthys olivaceus (Japanese flounder) is the source of this 2347-nucleotide messenger RNA. RefSeq lists its product as uncharacterized. Lineage: Eukaryota; Metazoa; Chordata; Actinopteri; Pleuronectiformes; Paralichthyidae. The record is from RefSeq and is a predicted model, not a curated record.